GCUUCAAUGCAACGCCGCUGCCACAGCCUUCAACUUUCCUUCCACGGCUCAGCUCAUCGGCUGACACUCCAAUGCAUGGCUCCUGCCCCGCCGCCUCUUCUCCUCCCCUUCCUCUCUUCUGAGUUCUGACAUCACGUCCUGCGCGCGCACCUACGCCGCCGCGCGUCACCUUCGACUCGAUCGCGUCCCCGCGAAGCUGAAAUGGGGGAGGAGGCGCCGCCGCCGUCGGCGCCAAAGCCGGCCAAGGUGUACUAUGACGGCUGCCCCGGCUGCGCCGUGGAGCGGAGGAAGGAGAGCCACCAGGGCGUUCCGUACAAGGAGCUGCUCUUCGUUGGGACCACCACGUUCGCAUCGUCUCUGCCAAUAACCUCCUUGUUCCCGUUUUUGUACUUCAUGAUAAGAGACCUGCAUGUUGCUCAAAGAGAAGAAGACAUUGGAUUCUAUGCUGGGUUUCUCGGUGCAUCAUAUAUGAUCGGCAGAGGUUUUGCCUCAGUUUUUUGGGGUAUGGUUGCAGAUCGUAUCGGACGAAAGCCUGUGAUUGCAAUUUCAUUAUUUUCGGUCAUUAUAUUCAACACUUUGUUUGGAUUUACUGUGAAAUAUUGGAUGGCUAUUACUACAAGGUUGCUUCUUGGUGCUCUAAAUGGAUUCCUUGCACCAAUAAAGGCUUACUCUAUUGAAGUUUGUCGAGCUGAACAGCAAGCUUUGGGUCUAUCAAUUGUUAGCACAGCAUGGGGAAUGGGUGUUAUAAUUGGUCCAGCAAUUGGGGGCUACCUAGCACAGCCUGUCAAACAAUAUCCACAUCUGUUUCAUGAGAAAUCAGCUUUUGGGAGGUUCCCAUAUCUUCUACCAUGUCUAUGUAUAUCACUUUUCGCUGCCUUGGUCUUCAUAAGCUGUGCAUGGCUCCCGGAGACCCUACAUAAGCACAAAGGCCUUGAGAGGGCAGUUGAAACAGCUGAAGGUUCCACAACUCAAGAAAGUACAGAAUUACCUAAGAAGAGUUUAUUGAAAAACUGGCCAUUGAUGUCAUCCAUUCUCACAUAUUGUGUCUUCUCCCUUCAUGACACUGCAUAUAGUGAGAUAUUUUCUCUGUGGACUGUAAGUAAUAGAAAAUAUGGCGGGCUUAGCUUUUCAUCUAAAGAUGUUGGACAAGUUCUCGCAGUCGCAGGUGCCAGUCUUCUAGUAUAUCAACUCUUUGUUUAUCGUUCGGUUGAUAAAAUCCUUGGACCUAUCCACUCAACCCGCAUUGCAGCAGUACUAUCUAUACCAAUAAUUGUUGCCUAUCCCUUUAUGACACACUUAUCAGGACUAAGACUUGGUGUGGCUCUCUAUAGUGCAGCAAUGAUCAAAAGUAUGCUUGCUAUAACUAUAAUUACUGGCACUUCUCUUCUGCAAAACAAUGCUGUGCCACAAGAGCAAAGGGGUGCUGCAAAUGGAAUAGCUACAACAGCAAUGUCCUUGUUCAAGGCUGCCGCUCCAGCUGGGGCAGGCAUUAUAUUCUCGUGGGCACAAAAGCGCCAACAUGAGGCGUUCUUUCCAGGUGACCAGAUGGUGUUUCUGCUACUGAAUCUGACUGAGGUCAUUGGGCUCAUUCUGACCUUCAAGCCUUUCCUGGCAGUUCCUCAACAGUACAAAUAAAACAUAUAGAGGUAGUGUCUCCAGAGGACAAAAAUGAACUAGUAUAUCUCUUAGUGCUAGAAGAUGGCAUAGCAUGAUCGCAGUGCAUAUAGAAGACUGAAACACAGUCGCUUGUGCAAUGGCAAUUCAGUGUGGAGUCAGAUGUUGAUGCUGUUCUUCUAGUUGGAGCGCAUGGACCCGUGCAAUCAAGUAAGCUAUGUAAUCACUAGGGCAAUUGGGUUAUCGCACUGUUGGAAUGGUUUGUUGUCCUUGUUAGAUGAUUUUAUGGAGUGUCGGUCUGUGUAAUACUGUGAAACCAAAUGAAAAUAUAUCUAGGUUUAUAUACGAUGAGCGAUUGAUAAGUGUGUU
Messenger RNA from Phragmites australis (common reed), 1983 nucleotides. Its product is annotated as protein ZINC INDUCED FACILITATOR-LIKE 1-like. The transcript is spliced from 17 exons. Bases 202 to 1635 code for a protein of 477 amino acids. Lineage: Eukaryota; Viridiplantae; Streptophyta; Magnoliopsida; Poales; Poaceae. The record is from RefSeq and is a predicted model, not a curated record. Gene Ontology annotation, biological process: transmembrane transport. Gene Ontology annotation, molecular function: transmembrane transporter activity.